This is a messenger RNA of Guillardia theta CCMP2712, 369 nucleotides long. RefSeq lists its product as hypothetical. NCBI's taxonomy places the organism in Eukaryota, Cryptophyceae, Pyrenomonadales, Geminigeraceae. The record is from RefSeq and is a predicted model, not a curated record. The coding region runs from base 1 to 369 and encodes 122 amino acids. The transcript has a single exon.
AUGUCCUCUCUCCCUCCCUCACUCCUCGCAGACUCAUCGCACUCUCCCCCCUGCUCUGCUGCUGCGCUCGAGGCAUGGCAGCAUCAACCCUCCUUCCGCGAACUCAGCCUUCACAACGACGGGGGCGAACAUUGGGCCUUUGAGGCUGACAUGGACGUCCUUUCAAGCCGCAUGGAUCUGUUGUCGACAAACAGUUCACCUCGCUCAACGAACAAGUCGGACCAUGUUGACUGGGCUGAUCCACCCGCGAUGAGCCUCGGGGCAUUCAGAGAGAGGCAGCUGAAGGCUCUUGCCUACUGUAUUGACCUCCUGUCUCAAGACGACCCUCCUACCGUCUACGGAGCAACGGGAGACAAGCUCCAUCUCUGA